This is a messenger RNA of Drosophila rhopaloa, 315 nucleotides long. RefSeq names its product protein GVQW3-like. NCBI's taxonomy places the organism in Eukaryota, Metazoa, Arthropoda, Insecta, Diptera, Drosophilidae. The transcript has a single exon. The record is from RefSeq and is a predicted model, not a curated record. The coding region runs from base 1 to 315 and encodes 104 amino acids.
AUGGAGUUCGCUAACGCCGGAAUUCGCGCUGUCUUAAAGUUUUCCUUCGUAAAAGGUAAAUCCGCUGGAGAAACAUUCAGUGAGAUUAAUGGUGUUUUAGGAGAUGGUAUUCUAUCACUUCGAACCGCGGAGGAAUGGUUUCGACGAUUCAGAGCCGGUGAAAACGACACCAUGGAUAAGCCAGCCGGCGGAAGACCUGUGACGACGAAUACCGAUCAAAUCAUGGAAAACAUCGAGCUAGACCGGCAGGUGACUUCUCGUGACAUCGCCGAGGAGAUAGGAGUUAGUCACCAAACCGUUUUUAACCAUCUGUAG